Messenger RNA from Cladocopium goreaui, 7701 nucleotides. The record is from the annotation of a GenBank genome assembly. NCBI's taxonomy places the organism in Eukaryota, Dinophyceae, Suessiales, Symbiodiniaceae.
AUGACCCCAGAGAAAGCCGCCAUUCUGCUCACCGUUGCCUUCCAUGGAGGUACCAGGAUGGGCCUCAUGCAGCAAGCAGAAUCAUCCCCAGUGGACACCUGCACAGAACGUGUCAUUCAAGACCAUGGCCUGCAACCUCAAUGUGAUUUUCGUCCAUGCAACCUGUUCUCCGGUAGGUUUCGUUUUCACCACCACAACACUGAAAGAGUGCCCUCUGGCAUCAGCUUAUUGCUCGAUGUAGGGGACCAUAGGCUCCAAGCACCGGCACAAUCCAGCACCGAUGAUCCCAUGCUUGUCGAGCCAAACGACACCACCGUGGCAGAAGAAGCAGACAUCAUGGAUGAUACAACUGCAUUGAUGCAACGGCCCAGGUACAAAGCGUUUCCCAGACCAACAACAGGUACCGGUCAAGGCAUCCCACCUGCGCCUACCAGUUCCUCAUGGUUCACUAUCUCCCAGCCGCUUGCACCUACAGGUACUAGCCAACACCAGCCGGUCCAAUGGACCACCAUCCAGGUCAGAAACCUUGCAGAUUUCCACACAAUGCUGCAGUGGUUGUCGAACCGUGCACAACACGACCGAUGCCAACCAGAUGCUGGUCAAGCCAAAAUUGCCACUUGGUACCUUGAGCCGCAAGUGAUGCCUCGUAGUGACCAUUACCGUGACGUCCUGUUGUCUGCCAACCCGACCCUGUGGCCGAGUGAGGUACUGCAGCGUUGGGCCGACAUUUUGCAACCAUCCCAACCAGUUGACCUCUAUGUAGUGCAGCCCGAUCCACCAGGAGGAAUGCCUGAUGUUUUUGCCCAUGUCAUCGUCACCCAAAAGGCACCGCCUGAUCAGGCAGCAGCACUGGUCUCUGUUACUGAACUGCUUGAGGACCCGUGGCACCCAUCGAGAUUUGCCCUCUUCUUGCAUAGCCCAGUAACCAGCGAUGCACUAUUUGAACAUGCAGGCAUUCCGCAAGACCAAGUAGCUGCCACACCUGGGCUCAGUGCAUACCACGGCACAACACACAUACCGCAUGGCAGCUCCUACCCAGUGCGCUCAGGCUUUGCUUUCGAGGUUGUCACUGACUCACUUGAUUUUGAGGAAGAAGGGAGUGCUCUCCUGCAAUUCUCCCCUGCCUGGCCAGGAAAGGAACACCAAACCUCCGACAUGCCCAAUGCAGCUACUGCUAGCAGCAGCCAUGCUGCUUGCUGUGAGCAACUCCUUGAGUCCAUGCGACAACUUGAAAUGGCCAUGCAGCGAAUCAACACAGCUCUUUGCUCCAGAACGGUGGUUUCACCGAAACAAAUGCAGGUAGAGCCUCACCCAGAGGUAACUCAACCCAUGCAUUUCUCCCUAUGCAAAGACCCACCAAUCGAAGAUGAUACCACUCAUUGCAACACACCAGGACUGGGACGACAGCCCGACACCUUGCACCGCUGGCAGCAAUUAACUGCCAUCAGACCCAAAGAGGCCCGUCCAAUGGCACCCAUCAUGACGUGGUACGUGGAUCAUGAGCGCUUCCCACAGUGCUUUGCCCCAAGGGAAGUGUUUGUCACUAGACAUCCACAGGCAUGGAAGCGACUCAUCCUCCAAGCAUGGAAUGACAUUUAUUUGCCUGCAAAUCAGGUUGAAAUAGUCAUCGUCCAGCCAAAUCCCAUCAUGAUGGAAGAGCACUUAGUAGCUCAUGUGAUUGUGCUACAACAGCAAAUGCCAGGAUUCACCACUGCGUUGCUCACCACACUGGAUAGUGCGACACCUGGUGUACACAGGCGACAUGCCACCAUUGCCCCGACUGAACUCAGCAGAGCCACGCUGCUUGCACUUGCUUUCCAUCCUCAGGAAUGUGAGCACGAAUCCAACACCUGCGAUACCUGGGUUGGGGAAGAGGCUCUGGACGAACAGGCACCCAUGCCACUCUCGCCAGGGUCAUCAUGCACUGCUGCAUUGCACCGACAUGUGCCACUGCCACCAGGACAGCCAGACCCAUGGAACAGCAGUGUUCCCAAGCACUGCCCACAUAGAGUGACGCUUUGCUUGCAAGCAGUCCUUCCCGCCAAAGCACAACCAGAGCAUGUCAGUCUCGAUGAUGACAAGCCACAACUGUUGUGGUUUGCUAAUGAAGCCUGGAAACUCGCCCUUGAAGCUGAAUUGCCAUUGCAACUCCUCCCACUGCCUGAUGGGCUCGUAGUUCCUGAGCAAUCCUACUGGCCGUUGCUUCAACCGCCACCAUUGUCAGAUGUAGCCGACGUGACCUACACACUUUACCUGGACGGAGCCGCCAAUGGCCAAGAAGCCGGAUGGAGGGCAACCACAGCUGACAACAUCUCUGCAGAGCUGUCGGCCAUGGUUGCUGCUCAAAACCUUGCCAUGAGAUGGUCCGGCAACAACCAAUUUUGUAUACGCCCUGACCUCUCCCUGAGCCGCACAGUAGCCACAGCCUCGACCACAUGCAAGUCCAACCAGCCCCUUGCCAGACUAUGUGGGGCUUUGGGCCUUUGGCUAGGCCCCAAAGCGACCAUCCAUGAAGUCAGAGGCCACCAAGGGCAUGCCUGGAAUGAACUAGCAGAUGCCGUUGCAAAGUGGGCAAUGCAACAGCACACUGACCCUGCGACAGGACAAUUUGCCCAACUGCACCAGCUUGCCACCAACCCACACGAUGUGGAUUGGGUUUGGAUGCAAACCACGCAUCCUGCAAUUGCCACCUGCUUCCCACCGCUCAGCCAACAACAGGUCAUGCACUUCACGCAGCCUACCACAAAGCUCGGCAUCCUGCCAACUGAGCGCCAAAUCGGCGACCAUCAUGAAGCAGGACUGAAAUGGGGCCUUAAGGUUUGUACAACCAAUGUUCUUGCAGCCGAGGUCUGGGCCACACACACAGCAGGCACCAAACGUACUGGGCAAAGGACGGUGCGUCUUGACCAGCAAUGGCACCAAGCCAACAUUCAUGUCAUCGGAGUUCAAGAGGCCAGAACGCCCCAAGGACGAUACCAUGCACCUCACUAUCAUAUCCUGGCCUCCGGUGCCAAAUGCAAGAGGGCACCACUCUAUGGGUGUGAAUUGUGGAUCCAUAAGACUUUGCCGAUAGCAACAGACCCUCAAGGGAAACCCAUUGUACUCGGUAAAGCGAUCCUCACUGUUCAGCAUGCCGAUCCACGCCGCCUACUGGUAGAAGCGAAGAUCGGCCAUUAUGUUUAUGCGUUCAUUGUCCUGCAUGCCCCAAGCCUUGCCACAGCAGCACAAGAUGUUCCUGACCCCAUUGAAGCAGCCACACAGUGGUGGGAUGAAACAGCAGCCCUUUAUGCCAAGUACGUGACUGCUGGGGCCCAAUGGUUUUUCAUCGAUGCGAAUGCUCCCCUGGAUGCUGGGGAUGGCUUGCUCAUUGGACCACACGGUGCCGAACCUGCCAAUCAUGCAAGCGCACGGUUUGAGAGCUUCAUCCAACUGCAGCACCUGAUGGUGCCUUCCACCUUUGCCUCCAUCCAUGAUGGCCCAACCACCACAUGGACGCACAGCACCGGAAAGAAGAGCCGCAAGGACUACAUCCUUCUCUCCCAGGAAGUGGCAAAAUUGGCUAGCAAAAGCUGGGUAGAAGUACACCAUGAUAGCACAUUUGCACACGAAGACCACCUGCCGGUCGUCCUGCAGUGUGCCGGAUGGCUUCCAACAUCUCAUACCCACCCGCCCAUCGGAUGGGACGACCGUGCCAUGCUGGACCCAGCCAAAGUUGAUGCAUUCCAGCAGGCGCUGCACACGCUACCAUUGCCUGCGUGGGACAUAGGGGUAGAUGACCAUGCUGCCCUGUAUGAGCAGCAGUUGCUGGCCCUUGGCCGCCAAUUCUUUGCACGCAAACCUCGCAAAGAGCGACCUAUCACCCUCAGCUCCCAGACAUUAGAAGCCAUUGCAUUCAAAAGGCACGUACUGGACUUGGGCCGACAAACCAACAGCAUGCACCAUGAGGACUUCAAGGCAGAACUGCGCAACAUCGAAAAGACGGUCGCUCGUUUAGUGCGCGAUGAUAUCCAAGGUUUCUACAAUGACUCGCUGAAGCAGAUUCAGGCAUCUGGAGAAAUCUCCAACCACCGCCUGGUCUUUCGGCUCCUCCAUAGGCUGGAGUCCCCCGUACUUGGGACGAGCUUGAACAGCAGCACGCUGCCUUGCAACAAUCCCAGCAUUGCCAUGACCUUGCGCUCAGGAACCCCUCCAUUGGAAAGGAAAGGAAUCGGUGCCGACGUGGCUCACCACAUCGUACAAUGCCACCAAUCAUGGUGCAAACAGAAAGCAGUGCCUUCAGCUGCUCUGUUCUUUGACCUCAAAUCGGCAUUUUACAUGGUAUUGAGACAGGCCUUCACUCAAAUUCCCUCCCAUGAUGACGCAUUCAUGGCAGCGAUGUAUCAUGUAGGACUGACCCCCGCCGAGGUUCACAAAUUGAUCACCAAUGCUGCAACCGAUGAUGCUGUCAAAGGACUUCCGUGCCACAUGCAACACAUCCUGCAUGACCUUUUGCACAAUACUUACUUUACAGUGCAAGGCCUCCCUGAUCCGUGCCAAACGACUCGUGGCACCCGGCCAGGGGAUCCCAUAGCCGAUGUGUUGUUCAACCUUUGUAUGCACCUCAUCCUGACCGACUUUCGUGCCACCAUGGAGCAAAGUUCUGAUGUCCCGUGGUUAGGCCAGGCAACUCCGGUCUCCGACUUGAGUGACAUCCCAAGCAUACCGCCCACCGGGUUCAUUGAUGUUACAUUCGUGGAUGACUGCGUGGUCCUGAUCCAUGGACGUUCCAAUGACAAUGUAGCAGCAACCAUGAAAGCAGUCGUUCAAGCCAUGGACAAAGCUGCUGCCACACGGGGGCUCAGCAUCAACUAUGAACGUGGCAAGACGGAGGCACUAUGGACCAUUCUUGGCAAAGGGGCCAGGCAGAUGAAACAAACUCUCCAUGAAGCCGGCCAAAUCCUGCAGUGCACACAUGAGGGCAUUCAAUAUGCGAUACCACUGUGCCACACAUACAAGCAUUUGGGAACGUGGCUCCAAGCGCACCACAAGCAUACCAGGGAAAUCCUGGCCAGGAGCUCGGCUGCCAAGCAACAGUACGGACAGCUGGCACGUCCCUUUUUCACCAAAAAGUGUAUCACCUUGCCGGUCAAGAGUGCCAUUUUCCAAUCCCUGGUACUCUCCAAGAUGCUUUACAAUGUGCACACAUGGACAUCCAUCACACCCAAGCACAUGCACUCGUGGAUUAACCACCUCAAAGCCCCCACUGGCACCCUACUGAAGGGGCUGCUGAUGGCGCCUACCAGAUUCAUGCAUACCACUGAUGAAAUGAUGGCCUGCGCCGGUAUCCUCCCGCUCAUGGACCAAGUACACGCCAACCGGCUGAGGUUCCUGGCACGACUGCUUGGCGCCUGUCCCCCUAUCACAUGGGCGCUGAUGCACCACACCACAGGACAUCAUUCCUGGAUGGAACAAUGCAUGGAAUCAUGUCAAUGGAUGCUCUACCACUAUGACAGCAAGCUUCCGCUGGACACCUCAUCGCUCUUCCAGGACUGGGUGCAGUUCGUGCGACUGGAUCCCAACUGGAAAGGCAGGGUCCGAAAAACAAGCAAGCUAGCCUUGUCAUACCAUCGGGCAAGAGCCGACCAUGCCAUUUGGCAACGGCACUUUGACAACCGCCUAGCCGCAGCAGGGGCGACACUUCCCGACAAGUCCAAACCGCAGCCAGCUCCGGAGCGUUGGCAAUGCGACCUGUGCCAGAAGGUGUUCAACUCCACCAGAGCGCUCGCCAUGCAUGCUGCACGAGGGCAUGGCUACAGGAAAAAGGUCAGAUACUUUGCAAUCGGAGACACAUGCCAAGCGUGUGGGCAAAACUUUCACACGAGAAAAAGGCUCUCUGUGCACUAUGAAAAGCAGCAAAAGUGCUAUGACAUAGUCACUGCCUGUUGGCCGCCUUUUCCAGCUGCUAUGGUGCAAAGCCUCGACAUGGCCGACAAAGAAGACGAAGCGCAACUGCGCAAACAAGGGUGGUGGGCCGCAAAAGCUUUCCAACCGGUGCAGCAGACCCAGGGUCCCCCACUACCCUCUGCUGGCUCUGCUGCCGCUCAAGCCAUGUAUGACAAGAUGGUGCAGAGACGUCCGAGCGACGAAAUAGCCUAUACGCAACUGCAGGGCACUCGCAUCACAAAGCUUCCACCAACUGACCCACAGCUCUGGUGGACACGUGCCAACCUUCCGUCCUUCAUUAUGCAGUCGGUUAGCGGCAGAGACUGUGCUGGCGGCGCAUUCGCAAUGCAAGGUCUCGCCAGAGAGACCGCCCUGCUCCACGUCAGAGCACUUGUUGUGGUGCACUUCUUUAGCGGAUUUCGCAGGAUGGGCGAUAUUCAUCACAUCCUCGACCACCGCACCAUGGAGACAGGAGCACAGGUCUUUACCAUUUCGGUAGAUCUAUGCAUGCAACGGGUCAACGGCGACCUUGCCACGCCACAGGCCUCACGAUGGUGGCGAGAGCGAGUCCUUGCUGGACAAGUGGUGGCGGCUGGAGGAGGCCCACCAUGUGAAACGUUCACUGUGGCCCGACAAUAUGAAGGAGGCCCCAGACCGUUGCGGGACUCUGCCCAUCCCCUCGGUCUUCCGGGACUCACUCUCAAAGAGUGGGCACAGCUGCGUAUCAGUGACCGACUCCUACGCUUCCUGCUCGACGUUCUCGUGGCCCUAGCUCUCAUGGGGAUGAGCGGAUUUUUGGAACAUCCGCAAUUUCCAACGUGGUGCACCAGAGGCUCUCCGGCGAGCAUUUGGGCCACCGAAGCCCUCAUCAUUCUGAAGAACCUGGGGUGCUUCUCCGUGGUGAGCUUCGAUCAAUGCACAGUUGGUGCCCUGGGGAAAAAACCGACCACUCUCCUUUUGCUGAGACUGCCGAGGGUGCGAGACAGGCUCUUGGGGCGUGGCCGAAGUGGACGGUGCAAUCACCCGCCUGGAGCUCACGUGGCGCUGAUAGGCCGUGAGGAAGAUGGCACAUUCCACACGGCCAAAGCCAAAGUAUACCCCUACGGCCUCAACAAGAUACUGGGUGAAGCGCUCUUUGAUGCAGCGGUUCAGUGGCAGCACCUCGACAUCGCAACCGACCUGCCCAAGGAGCUCACCCCGUACCUUGAACAGAGUUGCCAUGCCCCGGAGGUUCAAUCUGCACGGCUUCCCCUUCAGCGGCACCACGAAAACAUGCAGGGCUACGCAGCACUGGUCCAAGGGGCGCGACAAAUGGCAUCGGCAGAAGCUGAGUCGGACUUGGUGGCGGAAGAUGUCUUUCAGACAGCCAGGUCGGAAACCACGUUUCGCAGCACCUGGCAUGGCAAGUUGAUGGUCCUUGGGCCCUCCACCAGUGAACGGCUUGCGACACGCGCGGCGACGUCACUGACAGGUGAAGCCGACCGAUUUCCGGUGCUGCCCAUGUACCGUCACAGCUCGAAAGAGGCCAAAGGUUCCGACUUCAGACAGAAGCAGAAGGCUGUCUCUCUAGACAACGACCUACCCAAACUAGGUCAAAUACAACCGGCCGGAAGUUGGAGGAGCAUUUCCAAAGGCUCUGGCAGGUUUGGUUACACAUUGCCAGAAACUCCUCGUCGCGAAGGGCCAAACCAUCCCUUGGUUUCUCCACGUCGCAACCCGCCGAGUCAUCCGGCACCGCGGCAAAUGGCCUGGACUUUGCUUCCAGGUAUCACUGACUGA